This is a messenger RNA of Porites lobata, 795 nucleotides long. Lineage: Eukaryota; Metazoa; Cnidaria; Anthozoa; Scleractinia; Poritidae. The record is from the annotation of a GenBank genome assembly.
AAGUUGGGUCAAGUUGACAUCGAGCGCGCUCACCGUGUUGAGCGUAGAAAGUCUGGAGGAAUCAAUCAACACCAAGCUGAUGCAAAGCCUAGAGUUAUUGUGUGCCGACUGAGUAGUUGGAAGCAGAAAGAAGCUGUAGUAAGAAAGGCAAGAAAGGAAAAACCAGAAGGACUGUUCAUUUGCGAAGAUCUUUCGCAAGCGACGCUUGAAAAGAGGAAACCUCAUUUGGAGAAGCUCAAGGCGGCCAAGCAAGCAGGAAAAUCAGCAUAUUUUAUCUUAGAUCGUUUGAUCAUUCGUGAUAAGCCCUCCGGUUCUUCAAAUGAUUAAGAUAAGUAUAUUGCACAAUGUUUUUUGUUCGACUCAUUAAUGGAAGAAUUACGGUUUAUUCAUUUAAACGAAGAAGACUUUCGUUUGGCUAUAUUUGAGCAGUUAAAUGGACCUAUACGUUACGAUCCAAUUAGGUUAGCUAGCCUCAGGUUUAAUCCUUUAUUAUCUGAAACCUAUAAAAAAUUUAGCCUUUCUAGCCAUCAUGAUCCUGAUGCUAAUUUCUUCACGGAGUUAGUUGACUGCGAAUAUUAUACCGAAGAAAACUUCAAUGAAAUGUUGCAUCAGAAAAAUAUAUUAGAAGUCAAUAAUUGUUUAUCGCUUCUGCAUCUUAAUAUUCGUAGCCUUCAUCGUAAUUUGGAUAGCUUAACCACUUUGCUAAAGAAUCUAGAGUUUAGGUUCUCUGUAAUUGGUAUAACUGAGACCUGGCCUCGAGACUCAUCGCAUCAUACCAGUAUCUCAGGUUAUAAU